Molecule: messenger RNA, 2062 nt
Organism: Ochotona princeps (American pika)
Lineage: Eukaryota; Metazoa; Chordata; Mammalia; Lagomorpha; Ochotonidae
Gene: TBX20
Product: T-box transcription factor 20
Exons: 8
Coding region: 339-1682 (447 amino acids)
Biological process (GO): positive regulation of DNA-templated transcription; regulation of transcription by RNA polymerase II; heart looping
Cellular component (GO): nucleus
Molecular function (GO): RNA polymerase II cis-regulatory region sequence-specific DNA binding; DNA-binding transcription factor activity, RNA polymerase II-specific
Source: RefSeq, a predicted model, not a curated record
GCCUCGGCCCCUGGCCCCUGGGCUGGGUGCAGCUGCUGCUUGUCCUCUACCUAGCGCCCUGGGCUUUCGCUCCUGCUUCUUUCCCCGGCCCUUGCGCCCCCUUCUCCGGCUGGUUGGGGGCGGCCGCACCUCCGCGGCGUUGCGCCGUGGGGAGAGGAGAGACCGGCGCGGAGCCCUGGAGAGGCUGCAAGCCACCUUCCUGCUGCAGUCCGCGGCUCCGGUGUGACCACCUUCUCUGAAACUUUGCCCUUGUGGCUCGGGGCUUUGUCUGCCUUGAGAAAGCUGCACGGCCGUUCGGCAGCCCCCGUCCCGGGCCGGGACCCCGCGCGCUGGAAGCCAUGGAGUUCACGGCAUCGCCCAAGCCCCAGCUCUCCUCCCGGGCCAACGCCUUCUCCAUCGCCGCGCUCAUGUCGAGCGGCGGCUCCAAGGAGAAGGAGGCGGCGGAAAACACCAUCAAACCCCUGGAACAAUUUGUGGAGAAGUCCUCCUGCGCCCAGCCGCUGGGUGAGCUGACUAGCCUGGAUGCGCACGCCGAGUUUGGUGGAAGUGGCGGCGCCAGCCCGGCCGCCUCUUCUCUUUGCACCGAGCCGCUCAUUCCCACCACGCCCAUCAUCCCCAGCGAGGAGAUGGCCAAAAUCGCCUGUAGCCUGGAGACCAAAGAACUCUGGGAUAAAUUCCACGAGCUGGGCACCGAGAUGAUCAUCACCAAGUCGGGCAGGAGGAUGUUUCCCACCAUCCGGGUGUCCUUCUCAGGUGUGGAUCCCGAGGCCAAGUACAUAGUCUUGAUGGACAUCGUCCCUGUGGACAACAAGAGGUACCGCUACGCCUACCACCGCUCCUCCUGGCUGGUGGCCGGCAAAGCCGACCCUCCCCUGCCGGCCAGGCUCUAUGUGCACCCAGACUCUCCUUUCACCGGGGAGCAGCUUCUCAAACAGAUGGUGUCUUUUGAGAAGGUAAAACUCACCAACAACGAGCUGGAUCAACACGGCCACAUAAUUUUGAAUUCCAUGCACAAGUACCAGCCCCGGGUGCACAUCAUUAAGAAGAAAGACCACACGGCCUCAUUGCUCAACCUGAAGUCUGAAGAGUUCAGGACCUUCAUCUUUCCAGAGACAGUUUUCACGGCGGUCACUGCCUACCAGAACCAGCUGAUAACCAAGCUGAAAAUAGACAGCAACCCUUUUGCCAAAGGCUUCCGGGACUCCUCCAGGCUCACCGACAUUGAGAGGGAGAGUGUGGAGAGCCUGAUCCAGAAGCAUUCCUAUGCCCGCUCACCCAUCCGCACCUACGGGGGAGAAGAGGACGUCCUGGGGGAUGAGAGCCAGACAACCCCGAAUCGAGGGUCAGCCUUCACAACAUCUGAUAAUUUGUCUCUCAGUUCCUGGGUAUCAUCUUCUUCCAGUUUCCCUGGAUUUCAGCACCCACAGUCCCUGACUGCACUUGGCACCAGUACAGCAUCCAUAGCAACACCCAUUCCUCACCCCAUCCAGGGCUCUCUGCCACCCUAUAGUCGCCUGGGGAUGCCUCUGACCCCCUCGGCCAUUGCCACUUCCAUGCAGGGGAGUGGCCCCACGUUCCCUUCCUUCCACAUGCCAAGAUACCAUCAUUACUUCCAGCAAGGGCCCUAUGCUGCCAUCCAGGGACUGCGUCAUUCCUCUGCUGUAAUGACGCCCUUUGUAUGACUCUUCUGAAAGUGGGAGACUGCAAAUCCAGACGUACACAUGGGUAUGGAAUUCUAGGGCAGGGUUGGUAAGAGGUGGGAUAUUGGAGCAGGGACUCUCCAGAAAACCUGGGACCUAUUAAAGAGGAGAGCUGGACUCGACACCUCCUGCUAAGGACAUGCACCAUGGACCAGGGUUCAUAUGUAGUUAGCGGACAGUUUGUUGGGUUUGGGAGAGAGUCAUGUAGAGUUCUUAGCCAGGCUAAGUCCUGCAAUGAACAGGAUAUCAGUUUAUCCUGGAGUUUUUAAUCAUCUAUGGCAGAUGACUCUUAAGGGGCAUGGUUCCUCAUGGUGGACAGUGUUGUGUCAAUGCAGUAAUGUAUAAAAUCAAUGUAUAAAAUC